Messenger RNA from Plodia interpunctella (Indianmeal moth), 1008 nucleotides. RefSeq lists its product as uncharacterized. The record is from RefSeq and is a predicted model, not a curated record. The transcript has 5 exons. Bases 95 to 859 code for a protein of 254 amino acids. NCBI's taxonomy places the organism in Eukaryota, Metazoa, Arthropoda, Insecta, Lepidoptera, Pyralidae.
CAAUAUCAUAUUUACAGACGUUCAAUCUGCUAUUUACGUUUUAAAGCCCAUUUUUAAUUUAUAUUUCAAGUUUUGUAUCUGUAUUGGAUUUAUUAUGCCGUGGAAUAAAAUCCCUGAUGUGGAUAAAUGUUGCGCCUGUGUUCCUGACUUGAAAACGGCUGUGACUAUUAUAGCAGUUUUAGGAAUUGUAACCAGUCCAGCCGUAUCGUGGGCAGUGAUACGACACUCGUACAUGAUCAGAGUCUCAUGUGUGAUCACGGCUAACGACGCCCGACCAGACGUCGUUGAUGUCAACCUUAAUAAUGUUCUCAGCUUUGGUUUCGGCGCCAAUGCAGGAAUAGGGUCGUCCUGUUUGGGCCCUCAUCAGAUCGACUCCAGUGUUGGUCUAGUUAUCGCAGUGAAGUAUCUCGGAUGGGUUGCCCUGUUGUUUGACUUACUUUUCUUGGCGAGCAGCAUCUAUUUACUAAUAGUUAUUAACAGGGAAGAUCACAGGAAACCUGUAAAAAUAUUCAUGGUCUGUGUCACUUUGUCGAUCAUGGUGUCGUUUAUCUAUGCGAUGUUGUAUGUGUCGGCCUGCCUUCAGAUUGGGGGCUCAUUUCCUGUCUUUGAAUUUAUUUUCGCUUUUGUGGAUAUGGGUCUAUGGACCUACUUUUUAAUAGUAGUUCGUUCCUACAGACACAAAAACAUAACCAAUCCUGCAACCACAGUCAAUAGAAUUAUACAACGGGUUGAAACAAUACCAACCUCACCUACAAUGCCGCGUGCUCACGACAAUAUGCGAGCAAAGCCAGGUGUGAACAGUAACGUAUCGCAUUCAGCGCCUUCCGGCAUGACCUUCCAUACUCACACGAUGAACUAAUAAAAUGGUAUAAAGUUCAAGUACUUAGAAUAUGCUAAAGUAUAGUGAAAAUAAGUUAAUUGUAUAUGUGUGUGAACGAUGCCUCAAAUAACUAAAACUGUAUAUAGUGAAUGUUACUUUUGUUAUUAUUUUUAAAUAUAUACAAUGUU